CAUGAAUUAGAUGCUUCAACUUCGCCGAAACGCUGGAAUUGAGCAAGUUAGCUUCAACAGUGUUUUACUGUUAGCUUUGGUCAGUGAGUGUCAAACAUGUGUUCCACUGCACGGAACCGAGUGGUUAUCAUUUGUGCUACAUCGACAUGUGUCACAUUUACGUUCACUGAUUGUAUCCAAAUUGCGUGCGGUGUUACUACCGCAGAUGGUUUGCGAGCACUCCCCUGCCCGUAGGUUGCUAAAGUUAGCAGACUAGCUAGCUUUGCCAGCUCUCCAACAGCCGAGGUAUUUCGUUCGUCCUACCUGAGGGUCAAUGUUCGCGGCAGACAUAAUUCAUGAAGUAAGUCCCUGGGUUUUUUCACCGAGCCUGACCUGGUGAGUGGAUUUCAAGCUCCGUGAUCUGAAAGCAAGUUCACAGCCCACAAGCUGUACUUCACAGCUCCAGUUAGCAAUGUGGCUAGCAGUUCCGCUUAGCGUGUAGUAGCCAGUAGCUCAGCUGUAUCGCCUCCGCUAUGCGCCUUUGCAAACUUGGCCGAAGACUGUCCAAAAUAAGUCCUUUGGGUUGUUUUCAAGCAAAGAUUACGGGUCACUGAAUGGCUGUCUUGGAACUGGAAUGUGUUUUUCCUCUUUGCUUUUUACUUUGGCGAUUUAAAUCCAGUAAGAGAGAGCCCUCUUCAGUUACGCUUAAACCCAGUACACUUCCCCAAUGGCUGCUCCAUCCGGGCUUUGAGACACGGCUGCAGUUCCCCUUGUCACCACUAGGGGCUAAACUUUACCUAUGACUUGGCAUACAUAAAUUCAUACACGCUGACGUAUUAUCAGCUGUUCUGUGUUCACCUUCCAUUGUAAAUGGGUAGAAAAAGCAAAACAUAUUUCCUUAGAAUAUAUCAGUCCUAUAUCAAUUCAUUACAUCUAUCAGUUUCAUGGCCUGCAACAUGUUCCAGUAGUUUCUUAUUAACUGUACAAUUGGUGGACGGAGUUUCCAUCCAUACAUUUUCUAUUGGAAAAUGUAGAAUGUAUUUGUUUGUUUCCUAUCAAUUUCCCUCUUGAGAUCUAUUUUUGGGGGCACUUGAAGGCAAUAAUGCAUCUCAAGAAAAGUAUCACCAUUACAAUUUAACUGUCAUACUUUAACUGUCAAAACAAUCAUAUAGAUUAUAUUAUAUAAAUAAAACAGUUGUCCAACAUGAAUGAUUAUUUUUCCUGUUUAUGGAAACUUACGGUUCACUCUGUAUUCCAAUUUAGUGAAGGGAAAGGUAUUUGGUUUGGCCCAAACCAAAGUGUAAACCAAGGAUAAAAAGAAGAUAUAUAUGAAGUAGUAGUAGUAGUAGCAGAUUUAUUUAAUUAUUAUAAUAAAUGGCAGUUACUUUUUGUCCACAAUUAAGUGUAUGUUCUUAUUUUUGGAUUGUUUACAAAUACUUAGUGUAUGCCAUACAAAAUGAGACAAUUAAAACUCCAUCCAAUCAUUUUCUAUGCCGCUUAUCCUCAAUAGCGUCACAGGACAAUUCAAUCUCGAUAUAUAAAAUACAUGUUGGGUGUAAAGCCGUAUAAUAUUAUUUCUGCGGUAGGUGUUCCAUAGGUCUCAUGUCAUUCACAAAGUGGUCCAAGAUUCAUCAAAAGUUGAGAACCUCUAUAAAGUUGUCCAUGGUUUGUCUUUGUCCGAGAGGAGGAGCACCAUGGUUAUGGUUAGUCAAUUGUUGAGUGAGGGACCAAUGAGCAACAUUCCAGCACUGGGUGUUUUUUCCAGAAUGUAGUUUCCCGUAGGCCACCAUCCAGGCCCCCACACCACACCGUAUUUGAAGCGGUGUGUGCUUCAUUUGCUUUCGGUGUGUGCUCCGCUAUGGACCGUAGAAGGGAUGCCCGGCACAGCACAAACACAGACAGGAAUCCCUUCACGCUCGGGAAUGCCAGAUGACAGAAGCACCAUGCUGUACAUCCUCGAGGAACCUCAGAUGCGUGGAGAAGGCGAGAGGCUUCGAACAUUUCAAACCUGGCCAACAGAUGCUCCGGUCACAUCCGGAGAUCUGGCAAAGGCGGGAUUCUUCUUUUUAGGUCAAGGAGAUAAAGUCCAGUGUUUCUGCUGCGGCGGGGUUCUAAGAUGUUGGGUACACGGGGACAGCCCCACCGCCGAGCACAAGAGGCAUUUCCCCACUUGCAGCUUCAUACGAGGCCGAGCUGUGGGAAACAUUCCACUGCAAGGUGGCUUCUCGGACUCUGUGGACGGACAGCUUUUGAGCCAACUCCAGAGGAUGACCAUGGACGACCAGGGAACGGCAGGACAAGCGGUUUACCCCGAGAUGGAAGCAGAGGACUCCAGACUCACGACCUUCCACAACUGGCCCACGGAGGCUUCAGUCCAGCCGGACGUUCUUGCCAGAGCUGGAUUUUUCUACACAGGUCACGGCGACAACGUCAAGUGCUUCUACUGUGAUGGAGGUCUGAGGAACUGGGAGCCCGGAGAUGACCCUUGGCAGGAGCACGCCAAGUGGUUCCCACGUUGUGAGUUUCUAAUCCAGUCAAGAGGGCAGGAAUAUAUUAGCAACAUCCAGGAUGCUCACUUUCAUCUGGGAGACACUCUGCCUGCGGGUGGCUCACAGACGUCCACGGGGAGAGAGGUUGGCUCCAGAAAUGAUCUGGUGGGGAGUUUGGCAACGUCGUCAGCCAUGCUCUCCCCUGUGGUGCAGACAGUGCUCCAGAUGGGCUUUGAAGCCAGCCUGGUAGAGAGUCUAGUCCAGACCAAGUACCUUUUGACAGGCCAACACUACUUUCAUGUGUCUGAUCUGGUCAGUGAUGUGCUGCAGGCGGAAGAGGAGGACAGGCAGAGCAGAGAGCCCGGUGAGGGUCAAGGCACGGGUGCUGGUAUUGUGGGGACCCUAACGCCUCUGAGAGAGAAAGUUCCAUCAGGGAGGGAGCCCAGUCCCGAGGAGCUUCUGAGGCAGCUGCAGGAGGAGAGGACCUGCAAGGUGUGCAUGGACAAGCUGGUGUCCAUCGUCUUCAUCCCCUGCGGUCAUCUGGUGGUGUGUGGCGACUGCGCCGCCAGCCUGCGCCAUUGCCCCAUCUGCAGAGCCAUCAUCAGAGGCAGCGUCCGUGCCUUCAUGUCCUGAGAGUGCGGAGGUGGGGUUCCAUCCACUUCCUGCAUCAAAGACUUUGACUUUUUCUCUUUUGGUUUUCCUUUGAGGGUUGCAGGUUUUGGCAACAUUUACUAAAUAUUAUCUAUGCUAAACUAUAUGGAGUUUGACAGCAGAUCAGUGAAAUAAUUGCUUUAUUGAGCACAGUUCUGGAAAAGGAAUAUACACAGAUCACAUAUUGGGAACACUGGGCACCAAAUGGAACACUUUUUAUACGAAGAAAAAGAAAUAUGAACAUAGAUGUGCCAUCGUUUUCAGUGGAAGAGUUUUAAACUAUUCCAGGGAUGCUAUUUUGAGACUUGGUAACAUUUCUUUCAUACUGAGUAUUAUUGUCAACUGGGUGUCGGUUCAAAACCACCUUUGGAGACAUUAGGUUUGACCGCUCACAUCCAAUCCACUUCACCGUUUCAGACCACCUGGCAGUGAGAAUAUUACUGGAAUCUGACCAGCUAUUUAGAUGUAGAUACUAAAAAUAGACCAGAGCGCUUUAGUGGCCAAGAGAAAAAAAAGAUACUAAAAAGAGAAUAAGAAAAAAAUUGCAUUUCCUUUGCUAUUGCAUCUUAUUUUGAGAUGCAAUUUAUUCAAAAAACAACACUGAUUAAAAAAAAAAAAAUACAAAAAAACCUAUAAUCCUUGCAUAUGGACACUAUAAACACCAGAGGGCAGUAAGGCAACAGUGGAUUUGUUCAUUCAUUCAUUCAUUUUCUACCGCUUAUCCUCACCAGGGUCGCGGGCGUGCUGGAGCCUAUCCCAGCUGACUUCAGGCGAGAGGCGGCGUACACCCUGGACUGGUGGCCAGCCAAUCCCAGGGCACAUAUAGACAAACAACCAUUCACACUCACAUUCAUACCUAUGGACAAUUUGGAGUGGCUAAUUAACCUAGCAUGUUUUUGGAAUGUGGGAGGAAACCGGAGUACCCGGAGAAAACCCACGCAUGCACGGGGAGAACAUGCAAACUCCACACAGAGAUGGCCGAGGGUGGGAUUGAACCCUGGUCUCUGAGCUAACACAGUGGAUUUGUCUCCCCCUAAAAUGACUUUUAGCGUAUUUAACAUGACCAAUGAAAAGUGCUUUCCUUUGGGGAGGUAUGACCCAUGGGUCUCCAUGUUGGUGUGACAUCAUCAGAUCUAAGUAUGAUAUUUAACCAUUCAGUAGGCAUUACAGCUACAAGGAAGGGGGCCAUCAAGGGAUCCUGGCCCCCCACCACAACAACGACUAACAUUUUAUUUCCCUGUCAGUCUUGGAGCAGCACAUUGCUGACAAAACAGGCUUAAGACCCCGGACGCCAAGUGUUGACCUGGUAUUGGACAGUACUAAGGUGUAGCUAAUUGCUAAUUGAAUAUUAAUAUGAGGAGCUUGUAUAAUAAUUCCAUGCACAGCUUCCAGCACUAUGCCAAACACGGAAACCCGACACUUCAGUGACGAUGACUUGUGAGAAUUUGUGAAAAUCAUCACAAACUUAAGACGAUAGAAAUAAAACUAUGAAAACCUGCAUGCCAUAACUUGAGCGUUCUCAUUUCCU
This is a messenger RNA of Doryrhamphus excisus (bluestripe pipefish), 4647 nucleotides long. It is a transcript of the gene birc7, whose product is annotated as baculoviral IAP repeat containing 7. Gene Ontology annotation, cellular component: nucleus; cytoplasm. NCBI's taxonomy places the organism in Eukaryota, Metazoa, Chordata, Actinopteri, Syngnathiformes, Syngnathidae. The record is from RefSeq and is a predicted model, not a curated record. Gene Ontology annotation, biological process: regulation of cell cycle; positive regulation of protein ubiquitination; negative regulation of apoptotic process. Gene Ontology annotation, molecular function: ubiquitin protein ligase activity; cysteine-type endopeptidase inhibitor activity involved in apoptotic process.